Raphanus sativus (radish) is the source of this 1084-nucleotide messenger RNA. Its product is annotated as putative expansin-B2. Gene Ontology annotation, cellular component: extracellular region. The transcript is spliced from 4 exons. Bases 1 to 834 code for a protein of 277 amino acids. The record is from RefSeq and is a predicted model, not a curated record. Gene Ontology annotation, biological process: sexual reproduction. NCBI's taxonomy places the organism in Eukaryota, Viridiplantae, Streptophyta, Magnoliopsida, Brassicales, Brassicaceae.
AUGGCAAUUCUUGUCUUACAGCGAUGUUACAUUAUCAUGAACCUACUCUUUGGUCUAACUUUUGUUCUAUUAAACUCGGCUCAUUGCUUUAACCCAAAAAGAUUCAAUAUUUCUGCGGCAACGGACGGUUCUGAUUGGUCUCAGGCCGGAGCUACGUGGUACGGCCUCCCCACAGGCUACGGCACCGACGGUGGAGCGUGUGGUUAUAAAAAUGCUGUGGCACAAGCUCCCUUUUCGUCCAUGGUAUCAGCCGGAGGUCCGUCGUUGUAUAAGUCGGGGAAAGGAUGUGGUGCAUGCUAUCAGAUAAAAUGCACUUCGAAACCGGACUGUUCAACGAAUCCGGUAACGGUAGUGAUUACAGACGAAUGUAAUGGAUGCGUCGAAGAGUCGGUCCAUUUCGAUUUGAGCGGUACAGCGUUUGGUGCGUUGGCGAGUUCCGGUCGAGAGAGUCAGCUUCGCGAUGUCGGAGUUUUGCAGAUUCUUUAUAGAAAAGUUGAGUGCAACUAUAAUGGCAAAACGGUGGAGUUUCAAGUGGAUAAAGGUUCAAACGCUUACUCGUUCGCGGUUUUGGUUGAGUAUGAAGACGGAGAAGGCGAGAUCAGCCUAGUUGAACUCAAACAAGCGUCGGUUUCUGACACAUGGCUUCCGAUGAACCACUCAUGGGGUGCGGUGUGGAAGCUUGACGUGACGUCACCUUUGCGAGCUCCACUGUCUCUCCGGUUGACUUAUCUAGACUCCCGCGAGACCGUUGCGGCUUCUGAUGUUAUUCCGGCUGGUUGGCAGCCCGGUGAAACGUACAAAUCGAACGUAAACUUUCUGUUGGAAUUAGCUUGAAGAAACCUUAAGCAGCAAGUUACCUAAAUCCUAGUUGUUUUAUGAUUAUGUGUUUCGGAUAAUGAUCAUAAUAUUGUGUCUUUAUCAACUAGGAUUAGGACUAAUGAAAUAGCUAUAAAUAAAGCUAUAUGUCGAGUGUUUGUGUUAUGAGUUUUGUGCUGAGUUACUUUGGAAUCUAAAGCUUAAAGAGAGUUGUUCUUGAAGCUAUUGUUAGCUUGAGUGAUUGAAUAAGAGAAGGACUUCUUAUUGA